This is a messenger RNA of Blumeria graminis f. sp. triticale, 4575 nucleotides long. NCBI's taxonomy places the organism in Eukaryota, Fungi, Ascomycota, Leotiomycetes, Helotiales, Erysiphaceae. The record is from the annotation of a GenBank genome assembly.
AUGGCGUUCGAUUCUAGUGAUGAUAACAUUUCACUGACCUCCACCGUGAUCUCUAUCCACUCCGAAAACGAAUUCUUUGAAGUCGAGAGAAUCCUUGCUGAAAAUAUUGAUAGCAGCACUAAAACUUUUCUUAUUCAGUGGGAAGGGUAUCCAAUUUCGAGAGCUACGUGGGAACCUAGGAAACAAAUCCAACAUUUACGUCCCGUAAUGGUUGAAUGGCGUGAAAGACAAGCAGCGGAAGCAAAUGGUGAUCAAAAGCCAUUUGAUACAGCAGCUUGGGAGGCAGCGCGUAGGGAUUCCGAGAACGAAAAACAAAAAAGAAAAUAUCGUAGAAGAUCCAAAAGAAAACGACAAACAAGGGCUGUGAGGUCUGAUCAAGGGAGAGAUAUGAGAUCAAGAUCAACAUCAAUCAAGAAAAAAGAGUCCAAAGGCUCAUCAAGUGAUGAGGCUAUAGAAAAUUUUCGAAUCAAAAACGAUCCAGGGGAAAAACUCAUACAAGAUAAGGAAUCUGACGUUUCGUCAGAGCCAAGGAAUCCUCUAAACCGUAGAGCUCCUCGGGUCAAACGGUGGAUAUCAAGUAGCGAUGACGAAGUUGCCAGCUUAACGGCCCCAUCCGCUGCAUCAUGUCCGAGGAUUGCAGAGGAUGUCAACAAGUCAAUAGACCAAACAAAAAAUAACUUAGAUACAGUAGCUAUAUCCCCUUUCUUACUUUUGCCUGACUCACCUAAGAGAAAAAAAAUAUUUCCUCCUCGGAAGCGUUUAUCUUCCUCUUCCUCAGACGAACCUCUAUCUCAGGUUUUAAGACGGUCAAAAUUCCCCCAGGUUAAAAAUCUAGCAUAUGGCGCUACUCUGAAUAAUACAAUAAAGCCUCAUCAGAAGGUCUCUGACCCAUCUGGUGACUCAAAUUUUUCUAAAGUAAGUUCGUUAGCCAAGAAAAGCUUAGGAUCCAGAGAAGUGGAAUCAGUAAAUGCUUCUAACAACCCGUCUACUGCACAGUCAGAAGGCUCAAAGGAAAAGAAUUUCAAAAGUCAAGCAGUCUCAUUGCCGCAAAAAACACAUAACUCUUCAUGUAAAUCUCCCAAUAAAAGUAAUGAAAACAUAGUUCACAGGGAUGAGAAAUCAGUUAGAAAUUCCGGAAAUCUGUCAUGUAAUACUGAAGCUAAGAUAGGUUUGAAUGAAAGCUCUAAUUCGCAACUUGAAACAGGUCAGCAAUUAACUUUGCCUAAAAUUCCGUCACGUGAUACCAUACAAAAGAAGACCUUAGUCAACUUACCAGGAAGCAAUGAGUUUCUUCAUAAACCAGUUAUAGAGGGAAGCAUCACUAAAACUCAAAAUACGUCAUCAAACGCACCGAACAAUAUAGUGAAGCCUUUUCAAAGUAAACAUCAAGACUCUCAAACCAGAAAAUCCAGCUCUACCGCACCCAAUCUUCACCACGAACAAAACCCAAGAUCCAAAAAAAAUUCAAUCAAACAGUCCUUGACGGUGAUCCCUUGCCUUAGUCAGAAAGCCCCAAAAGAUUCUUCUCAUUCAGAAAUAAUAAAAUAUAAUUCUAAAAAUAGCUCAUCAAUAGGACCCGGUGCACUAGCUGAGGCAACCAAGAUAUCACAGAGCCCACAAAUUCUUCCCUUGAAAAGUAAAUCCCCAGUAACACCGAACGAUAUAAUUAGCAAAGAAAUUCUUGGCCCUAUCGCUCGGCUGCAAACUCUAGGUACAGCUGUAGACACGACGUGUCCUAAAGCUAAGGACUCUCAAUAUUUGGUAACGGAUCAGAAUCAUGCAACUACUUCAAACGACGCAGAUAAUCAAAAUAGUAAAGUACUACAAGCACAAAAUACAUCUCAUAUCAACAAUCAAAGUAAAAAACUUCAUGAAGAUUCCGGUAAACCUAAGCGACAACAGGAUAGCCAAGAAACAAGUUAUCGCCCAGCCUGGGAUCCAAAUAAUCCAUUUAAAUCUAUUUGUUACUUCUGGAAUCGUGAUAAAGUAUGUGCUAGGAUAUCUACUUGUCGCUUUAGUCACUCUAUAGACCCUCAUCUACCAAUCGCCCCGUGUCCUAAAGCACAAAAGAGAAUUAGAAAAGCAUUGACUAAUCCCGCAUCCAAAUUUCGGUUAACGAAAAAUUGUCCGCAACCUUUAACUUGUAAAUCUGAAAACGAUAUUCUAUCUAAUGAGACUUUACGACCAAAGGAAAAAGCUGAAGAUGGGAUUAAUAGUAGAUUGAACACGAGUGCCCUAGCUGAUAAAGAAGCUCUAACGCAAUCUGAAGAUAAAUUACAUCAGGAUUCCCCUGAUAUCAUCCAAAAGAACAAAAAUUCUUCAUUAGAGUGCAAGGACUCACAGGAAACCUCGCAUAAUUCACUGCGUAGAACUGUUAGAUUCAAGGAUCCAAGUGAUAAACAAAUAUUUACGAAUACGGAAAGCUUUGACUUUGAAAAAGGAACAAAAAUCAGGGAAGACGACAAAGUAGUACCACAAAUACUCAAAGACAAAGGUAUAACGCUCCUUGAGCUCGGAAAUCUCCACUCAAUGGCCAUAAAUGAUAACCCAUUGAUAGAAAACGUAUUAAAUCUUAAGUCAGCGUCUACCGACGUAGCCAAAUCCAACCAAAUCUCCUUUCCUUCACCCAACAGCAAUAAAGGAGUGAAAGAUGUUGUAUUAGGCGCAGACGACAUCACUGUCACAUUUGAUUUUGGAGAGUACUGUGCGAUUUCCCCACACACGUGGAAGGAAGCCUUCGGUACUGUUGAUAAGCUCUAUUUUAAACAGUCUUGUAUCGCACAAGACUUCCAAAGUCAAUCAGAGUUAAAUAAAUUACCUGUUCUCUGGCAAGAUGGUAUUAAGGCCGUUGACCCAAACGAUACAGAAACAAAGAAAAUUACCCAAGAUAUCUAUGACGAACUAGUUCUAGGGUAUACUGGCUUGAUCGCUAGAUUUGGAGAAUAUUUUGUCCUAGUAUAUCCUGCUAAAAGAGGAGAAUGGGGCUUUCUUGAUGAGUCACAGUACAGCAAUUUUGAUUUUCGGCUUUGCUAUUCUAUUUUCGCAUUUAAUGGAUACGAAGUACCUCAAAGUUCAACACCCAUUGGCACUGGAGCUAUACCAUAUGCUCAGCAUCUGUUUUUUAUGGCGCAAAAUAUACUAAUUAAGGACUUAUUUUUAUACCCUCUUGAAAAUUGUGGUCCUUCUACUCGCUCGAUUUAUUUAUUAUUCCCCCCUUCUGCUUCUCAGCUUGCUGAUACAAUUAAGACUUGCCUUUUAUCACAUAACCCAGCCACCAAAAUAUACGGAAGCAUGACCCAAGGAUCAUGGGAUAUGUUCUGUCAAUCCCAGUUAUCAAAAAAAGGAGAUGGAUUAUGUAUUAACAAAGAUUCCGCAAUCGUAUUAGCGCACGAGUCAAUAGUGACAGGGCUAUGUCGAGUGCCGAACCUUUUCGCUAUGCUAAAUAAUACUGACGCUAUUUUCUGGCAGAUUUCAGAAAAUGUUUCAGCUUAUCCUCCAUAUCCAUCACAUUACCCCAAUAGAGAUGUCAGAUUAGGGAAUAUUAAUUCCAUUAGACUUUUCCCAAGUGGCUGUGCAGUAUUUCUAACGCCAAGUUUUCUCAUAGCCGAGCCCAAAGCAGCCCUUAACUUUAUCAGAUGGUUUUCACAUGAGAAAGAUUUAGACGUAUCCACACCUUGGAAACUUGCUGGAGCCUACGGUCUCUCAGAUUACGUUUUGGAAGUAGCUAGUAGCAAAGCUAGCGAAGCUUCAUGUUAUGAAGAACGACAUUUAAAUGAUCCACGAAAAAAAUCUAACAUGGAAGAAAGAUGUUUGGAUUAUGAAACCUGCGAUGCAAGGUGGAGCCUUUACUCAGAAAUUGUAAAACUUAGCCCAUCUACUCCAGAUUAUUCUAAUUUCGAGGAUGAACUGGAGGAUUGUCUUGUACAAGCUCCGUUUUCUAUACAUCCCGACAAUGAGCACGAAUUAAUUCGCUGGUUUGCUGCCUGGAGCUCGAUUAACGCGGAUGUUUUACGAAAAUUUAUCAUAAUUGGCACUAACAAAUCAAAUGCUUUUAAGGCCAGAUACAUUAAGAAAAUUCAGUCGAAGAAUACCGAGGGUAAAGUAACACCCGAAAGCUACAUACCCGAGAGAUAUAGGGAAUCAACUUUUGCCUCUGAUAGGACUUAUACACAGAUGUCAUCACCAGGACUUUGGUUAAGGCCACCUACCCAAGCCCAGAUAUUUGAACCACAAAGGACGGGAACAAGUGUAGGUUUUAGUGAAAAAAUGCCAGGAAAUUCAGACAAAGUAAUUAGACGUGAGAUUACGCGGCCAACUCAGGCCCAGGAAAAGGAAAGAUCUUGUGAUGGUAAUGAGUUGCUUGCGAGUCUUUCUGUAGACCCGAGUGUCAACUCUGGCCCCCUAACACAAAUUAAAGAAGAGAAUCUCGCUUUUCAGGAAGCAAAAGAUUAUGUUAAUGAACAAAGAUUUGAAUCAACGAUAGAGUGGUACAAGCGAGUGCAGACACGUGGUCGAAGCUGGGAACACCUUGCUGUUCUCGAUCACACAGAGGCCUGGAAACUAUUAGGCGGCUAG